Messenger RNA from Arvicola amphibius (Eurasian water vole), 8289 nucleotides. RefSeq names its product centrosomal protein 192 (gene Cep192). Gene Ontology annotation, cellular component: centriole; pericentriolar material; cytoplasm. The coding region runs from base 127 to 8007 and encodes 2626 amino acids. The transcript is spliced from 46 exons. Lineage: Eukaryota; Metazoa; Chordata; Mammalia; Rodentia; Cricetidae. Gene Ontology annotation, molecular function: protein kinase binding. The record is from RefSeq and is a predicted model, not a curated record. Gene Ontology annotation, biological process: centriole replication; centrosome duplication; centrosome-templated microtubule nucleation.
CGGAGCCGCCCCUUCCGCGGUCGUUUUCCUAGCGCUCGCGACUCUGGGGGCUGGCGUCCGGCCUGACUUUGUGUAGUUAAGCAUGAAGUCCCUUUGGACACAGUCGUGUGGAGGACAGCUGUAUAUAUGACAAUACUUCCAUUCGCAGUUACCCUUUUGAGGUCAUGCUUCUGGUAUUUUCAUUACUCCCGAACCAACCUUUCCUCCAGAUUACAGAUUUGCGGGCAAAGUUCGCGUGAGAUGGAAGAUUCCCGAGGGAUAGCAGAGGAGUCGUUUCCAAGCUUUUUAACCAGUUCACUACUUGGUAAUAGUGAGGUUUUGGAAAAUGUCACUCUUUCAUCAAAUUUCGGCUUGCCUAUUGCUGUUUCUACACUUGCCAGGAACAGAUUCAGCAUUGACAACAGGUGUCCUGAUGUCCAGGCAUCAUACCUAACUGAAGGAAGGCUUUCAGUUCCUUCUGUCUCGUCUCCUAGUUGCCAGGGUGACAACACUGAGCCAAGAGGAAGAUUGCAACUCAGCUUUCAGGGUGAUGAUUCUGCCUCAAGGAAAAAGAGCUACAUAGAAAACUCACAUUUGUCGCUUGCUCUCAUGAAACCAAGAACAGAAGAGAAGCAAGCUAACACUACAACAUCUGUUCAGUGUCAGCGUCUUUUGGAUGAAGCUUCCCCUCUGGAACAAGUACCGGACUCAGCUCUUGAUUUUCACUUAAAGUCAUGGAUAAAUAAUCAAGAACACGAGACUGUCAUGCCUGAUGCUAGGAAACAUCUUGAAGACAAGGCUCCAAACAGUGAUUUCAGCCACAUCAGCUUAUUAGAAAAUGAGAAACUUUUAACAGUGACAAACCUGGAAGAUACCUCUGAUGAUGAUAUUAAUGAUGAAGAAUUUUAUGAUGAUCAUCUAGAAGCAUAUUUCGAACAACUGGCUGUUCCAGGGAUGUUAUAUGAAGCAGGAGGACAGGAGUCACCAGAAAAUGUUUUCAAGUUACCUGCACAUGGAAACAAUAUCUUAAACUGUGAGUUCCAAUUAGAAAAUAACAACUCUCUGAUUUCCCAUGGUGCAUAUACUUCAGGAAGUUCUGGAACAACUCACAGAGAGUCUGAGGAAGGCCGUGGUUGUCUUCUGGGGAUCAGUGGCUUUGCAGGUAUUGUAGAUAAUAUAAAGCAGGUAGAUAAUGUGUUACCAUUUUAUUCUCAUACCUGGAGCACUGAGAAGGAAGUGGCACCUAAUUUGAAAGAUGUUGUUCCAGAUCAAAGCAGAGAAUGUGCAGGAGAGGCCAUUCUGGGGAAAGAGCUGCGCACUGUGGAUGAGACACUCAGCCCUCAUGCAGGAGAGGCCGUUCUGGGGGAGAGGCUGUGCACUGUGGAUGAGACACCCAGCCCUCGUGCAGGAGAGGCCGUUCUGGGGGAGAGGCUGUGCACUGCGGAUGAGACACCCAGCCCUCGUGCAGGAGAGGCCGUUCUGGGGGAGAAGCUACACACUGCGGAUGAGACAUCCAGCCCUCCUUAUAGUCACAGUACAGAUGAUGCUAAAGGUGGCUUUGACCUGGCUGACUCCAGAAAACGGGAUUCAGAGUCUGCUCAUCAAAAUAAGCAUUUGGCUUCAGAUUUAGAAACAGUUUUGAAUGUGGAUAGAUGCGUAAACACGGAGAGUCCUUCAGUGUUCAUUCAAAAAUGUGGGAGUGUUUCAUCUUUGAAGACUAAUAGUGACAAUGGAAUUAAUUCUCCUGAUACUGUUUGGUCACCAACUUGUGAAAGGAGAGCAUGUGAAUUUUAUGAGUCUGUUACAAAGCCUAAUGACCAAGCAGAUCUCUCACAGAACAUAGUCUACCAAAAUGAGGAUGGCAAAUGGGUCACUGACCUUGCCUACUACACAUCUUUUACUGAUCAGCAAGAUUUACAGAUGUCUCCAAAUAAUGAAACGAAUGAAGACUUCAGAUCUGGUACUGAAGCAUUGGAUUUAAUUGCAAAAGAUGAAGAAGAGUUCAAUAAAGAACAUCCCUUUAUACAGGAUGAAAAAAUAGAUGUUCAGAAUACUUCAGCUGCACUUGAUGCAUCCUGGGUAGCUACAGUGAAUUACCAUUUGUUGAGAAAAUCACUUGGCACAUCAGAUUUCGACAAAGACGAUGGCAGCUACCUACGUUUGUCACUAGGGGAGUUCUUUGCACAAAGAUCUGAAGCUCUUGGUUGCCUUGGUGGUGGUAGCAGUGUGAAAAGACCAUCAUUUGGUUAUUUUAUUAGAUCGCCAGAGGAGAGAGAACCUUUUGCAUUACUAAAACCUGAUGUCUCAAGAAGUAAUUUGGAAAAAGAAGUGACUCAUCUUCACCAAGGUUUAUUUUCAGGAAAUUUAAAUGAACAGUCCCAGGCUCAGCUAAGUAAAGGCUCAAUUACACUGCAGGCUGAAGAACUACAGAGUACUUCACAGGUGGAUGAGAAUGAUGUGACCCUGACUGCCAACGAGAGCAGGACAGAGGACACUUUCUGCAGUAAUAACAAACUUGAAAAACACAAAAGCAUUCUUUCUGGCAGUGGAGAUUCUGUGCUUAGAAUAAGUACCAUUGCUUCAGCCAUUGCCGAUGUGUCUGUGAGUACUGAUCCUGCCCAGCUGGUUGCCAUGAUGAAGGCACUUACAAAUAAGAGAAGAGACAAGACUUUUCAGGAUGACGAUACACAAGAGGACUGUUCCACCACGUCUCAUUUCUUAAUUAAUGAUGUAGAAAAAAGUAACAGAUUCAACGCUUUUGAUAUGGAGAAAUACCUUACAAAAACAGAAGUUAGUAGCUGUGAAGGUACAUGGGAGCCCUUUUCGAGAGCAGGCACGUCUGACAUUUGGGAUUUAUGUUUGCCCAAACAGCAAACUGUUCAAGACAUCAGUGUGGCGAAUGUUUGUGCUGCUAAUGUGAGGCAACCCAAAGCAGAUUCAGCAGCUGUUUUUCUCUAUGGUGAAAAUACAGAGAGUGAGACUCAAGAAUCACUUAGAACACUAGCCUCUCCAGAUUCAGGUCUUUCGAACAUGAGCAAGGAUAGAAGCACAGUCAUAGGGAGGAAGGCAUGCUCCAUUGACGAAUUACCAGAUGUGCAGACCAUUGAGAAAGCUGCCUCAGUUUCCAUUCCAAUAUCUGGUAGUUACUCAUCAAUAAGGAAUCCCAGAGUAUCGUCCCUUCGCCGUUUAGAAAAAUGUGAGGAAAUACAAGAUAAUGGAGAACACCAAAGGAAAAAGGGGUGUGUCAGUGAGACAAGCAGCAGUGACAAGCGCGUCACUUUUGAAGAAGAUCGUAUAGUCUUACCUAAAAGUGUUGAUUUGACAGUUUCCUCUCCUGAGAGUGGUGGAUCUGGCUUUGAAGACCAGGGGCAGUUCAGACUGUCUGCUUCACCACUCAGCCAUUCUUCGCCUAGUGAAAUUUCUGGCAAUUUAUCAGGAUAUGCUCUGGAAUCUCUUAAAUUAGCUCAUCACCAGAAACCCCACUCAGAGUGUGAGUUGUCUGAGUUGGCAUGUUCCCAUGCUGAUUUGAGCAGGCUGACUUAUGUGUCUGAACAGGAAAACACCUAUCCUAUUACAGCUGCUGGUGAAAGCUUAGAGGACCACAAGAGUGAUCUCACCAGUGAGCUGAGCACCACAAUUGUUCGAGCCAGUCCGACUCCAUCAGAAGAAGAAACUACGAAGAAGCUAAGAGACGAAGUUCUAGGUCAGAAUACAGAAAAAGUAACAUUGCCAUGUAGUAUCCAGGUUGAAUCUGGUGUAGGAAAAGUGGAAGAAACUCCUUCUCUGAGUAGCGGAUUUGAAGAUGGAGAACCUAACUUUUCAUCGAGUCAAGAUAUUUCUUCCAGAAGUGGGGAACACUUGGAAGCCAGUGGGGUAGAUUCAACAUCUGGCCCCAGUGAACAGGACCUGAUUGGCCAGGCUCUCCUGAACAAGCCAGGGCUGCGCCAUCAGUCUGGGCUAGCCAUACCAAGCCUCCUUGUAUCGAACCAGAAGACUGUGGACCAAAAUCAAAGGUUAACAUCUACUGGUUUGUCGACUGCCAGCAGUGACUCUAGAAGCCAGAUUCCUAAUCUCUGUACCUCUGUAAAUCAGCCCAAUCUUGCUCCCCAUAUUUCAGCUCAUACUUCUGUUGCAAAGGUGCAGAACCAGCCUCCUCUGUGCCCGGCACUCUGGACUGGACAUUCUCUAUACACAGCUCCUGUGGCCCAGCAGUAUUUGGGGCCAGUGCCUUCAUCUGGGAAUGCCGCCUUGCCUCAGUACCAUGCAGCUGUGCAAGUCUGUGGGAUUUCAGAGUGUUCUCCUUAUCCUCUUGUUGCACCAGAACAUGUGGCUUCUGGGAUGUGUUUAGGACCAAAUCUUGCCUCUGGAGUGAUGGGUCCAUCUUCUCUUUAUAACCUGUGUUCCACUGCUGUACACCAGAACCUGCUGAGUACAGCAAAGCCAUUUCCUGUGCAGCCUGUUGCUACAAACUGUGAAACCAAACCAUGGGACUUGGGGAUGAUGUCUGGAUUUGGGAAUGCCAGAGUACCCGAGGAACUGAGGUUUCCUCAUGCCUGCUGUGUAGGUAUUGCUUCACAGACCCUCCUUAGUGUCCUCAACCCAACUGACCGUUGGCUCCAAGUCAGUAUCAGAGUCCUCAGUAUCUGUGUGAAUGGCGAGAAGGUGGAUCUUUCAACACAAACAUGUUUAGUUUUCAAGAAUAAAGUUGUUAUAAGACCUCAUGCCACAGAAGAGAUAAAAAUUCUUUUUAUACCUACAAACUCUGGAAUUUUCAGAUGUACAUUCAGUGUUGCUUCUUGGCCAUUUUCAGCAGAUGCUGACACGAUAGUGCAAGCAGAAGCUCUGGGAAGCAGAGUCACGCUCACUGCUAUUGCUGAAACCCCUGUUAUUGAGGUAGAAACAGAAAAGAAAGGUGUUCUGGAUUUUGGCGACUUGACCUAUGAAGGCUGGAAACCUCUCCCACUCAAGUUAAUAAAUAGGACACAUGCUACUGUGCCCAUCCGACUGAUUAUUAAUGCUAAUGCUUUAGCCUGGCGCUGCUUCACAUUUUCCAAAGAGCCCAUCCAUGCUUCUCUGAAAGCUACUCCUUACUCUGAUGGGAUUGCUCAGCUGGUGGCCCCAUCUGUAGUUAGUCACGUGAUGCCUGCCAGUUAUGAUGGACAGGAUCCAGAAUUUCUGAUAGUUUGGGUUAUUUUUCAUAGCCCAAAGAAACUCCUUACUUCAGAAAUUCUAGGCUCAGCAGAAGAAUUCCUGGCCAGAGUGGAUAUAGAAGUUGACAGCCCAAACCCUAUACCAGUUCUUAGAAGUGUGGACCUCCGAGCAAGAGCAGGAAUAGCUAGGAUUCAUGCCCCCAAGGACUUACAGACUAUACAUUUGUUGGCUGAUGUAAACUCCUCAACAAAGCAGCCCUUGCCUUUGAAAAACGCUGGGAAUAUUGAAGUUUAUCUAGAUAUCAAGGUCGCAGAACAAGGAAGUCAGUUUUCAGUGGAUCCAGAGAGUCUCUUUCUUAAACCUGGUGAAGAACAUGAAGUGGUAGUUUCAUUUACACCAAAGGACCCCAAAGCCUAUGAAGAAAGGAUCCUGAAAAUAUUUGUGCAGCCAUUAGGACCUCAGUAUGAAGUAGUGUUAAAAGGUGAAGUUAUUUCUUCUGGGAGUAAAACUCUGCCACCUGAACCUCACUGCUCUGAUAUUCCACUGAUUCUGUCCAAUAAGCAGUUUCUGACUUGGGGAGGCAUCCCUCUCGGUAGGACACAGCUUCAGAAACUAGCUUUAAGAAACAGUUCUACAACUACAGCCCAAAACUUGCGACUGCUUAUUAAAGGACAAGACCAGGAUUGCUUUCAGAUUAAGAACACUUUUGGCUCAGAAGAGAGAUUGACCAGUAACUGUGAGAUCAGAAUUUGCCCAGGAGAGGACUGUGUAAUCUCUGUGUUAUUUGCACCUACUCGAUUAUCUUGUAUGUUGGCUAAACUAGAGAUCAAGCAACUUGGAAAUCGUUCACAGCCAGGCAUUAAGUUUAUGAUACCUUUGUCUGGAUAUGGAGGAACAAGUAAUCUUAUCUUAGAAGAUGUUAAAAAAUUAUCUGACAGUUACUUGGUAACAGUGAAUAAUUUAAUCCCUGGCAAAGAAAGUAAAGUAGUUUUUUCUAUUCGUAACACUGGCUCCAGAGCAGCCUUUGUUAAAGCAGUAUGUUUUAAAGAUUCUCAAAGAAAAGUUUUGCUGGAUCCUAAAGUAAUGAGGAUUUUUCCAGAUAAAUUUGUGCUUAAGGAAAGAACCCAAGAAGAUAUUACUUUAAUAUACAGUCCAUCACACAGAAAGAAUGACAGUAAACCUGCAACAGAACUGUUAACUGUGUACUUCUUUGGUGGUGACGAAAUCUCCAGACAGCUGUAUCGAAGAGCCCUGCUGCAUAAACCAGGGGCCAUAAAGCAGAUUCUUCCGGAACAUAGUGUGCUCCAAAACAUCGACUUUGCUGAAGCAUUUCAGGAUGAGCUGCUCACAGAUGAAGCGUGUGAUCUUCCUCAGCGGCCUAAUGACAUUCAGCUCUUUUAUGGAAGCAUGCGUAAAAUUACCCUGUCAGUAAUUGGAGAAUUCCGAGAUUCCGUUUCUAGCAGAGAAUUUCUUCAGCCUUCUUCCAGUACUAUGUUGGAAUCUAAAAGUGAAUCUGGAACUUCUCGAAAACAAAGUGGCAAUGUCUCUUUGGAUGUUUUGCCAGUUAAAGGCCCUCAAGGUCCUCCUUUUCUCUCACAUAUUGCCCACCCAGCUCAGGACACACCAGCCUCUGAAGAAAGUUGGGCUGUCCAUCCGGAACACUUGAUUCUGGUAGCUCGUUCUUCUUGUGAUUACUUGGGUGACAUGGCAAAAACUGGACGUUUCCAGAUUAUAAAUAACUUUGUUAGGGCACUGAAAUUUGAGCUAUACUGGCCAGCGCAUUGCCUGACAGUCACACCACAACAUGGAUUUAUCACACCGCAGAGUAAAAUACAAAUUCUUGUGAGUCCUAAUUCUUCCCUGUCCACAAAGCAGUCAAUGUUCCCAUGGACCGGUUUGAUCUAUAUACACUGUGAUAAUGGGCAGAAGAAAAUGGUAAAAGUUCAAAUUCGAGAAGAUUUGACCCAAGAACCUUUACCUCAUUUGGCCUCCAGCAUGUUUGGAAAUCUUGUCCCAGGACCUGAGCCUUCCAUUAGUCAUUUGACAAAACCAGUAACAAAACCACCUUCCACAAAAGUUGCAAUUAGAAGCAAGACAGUGAUUUUUCCUCCAACAGAACCUGGUCAAGCCUCAGAGAACUAUCUGGAACUGGAGAACUGUGGCCCCACAGAUGUGAAGUGGCACCUGUCAUCUUUUGCUCCUCCAUAUGUCAAGGGAGUUGAUGAAACUGGGGAUGUUUUUAGAGCUACCUACACAGCAUUCAGAUGCUCACCCAUUUCUGGCACACUAGAAGGCCAUGGAAUCCAAAAGGUCUCCAUCAUGUUUCUGCCCAGAGACAGAGGGGAUUACGCCCAGUUUUGGGAUGUUGAGUGCCACCCUGCUAACGAGCCUCACAUGAAACAUACAUUGAGAUUCCAGCUCUCUGGACAGAGCAUCGGAGCAGAAAAUGAUCCUGAAGGCUCAUGCUCCUCCAGAGAUACCCUUAUUAAAGUAGAUGCUGCAGUUGUGUCCCGGACGCGUGCUGUGUCUGAGACCUCCGCUCACGAACCUGGGCAGUUUGACUUGAGUCACCGGGGAGUAUAUGCCCCAAAGGAUGUCUACAUGUUCCUGCCAACCAAACUCGGGGAAUCCAGGACACUGAAAGUCAAUUUGCGAAAUAACUCUUUUUUCGCUCAUGCACUGAAGUUUUUGAGCCCCAGAGCCCCUUUCUACAUCAAACACUCGAAAUACUCCUUGAGGGCCCGGCACUACAUCCACAUCCCGGUGCACUUCAGACCAGAGUCAGUGGGCAGAUUUGAAGCUUUGCUUGUGAUCCAGACAGAUGAAGGCAAGAGUAUUGCUGUUCGUCUAAUUGGAGAAGCCCUUGGAAAAAGUUAACUAGAAUACAUUCUGUGUAAAUGACCUGUUAUAUUUUGGCAAUCUCAUUUUUCUACACCAAAGUUAUGCUGAUGUAUAUAUUUUGUAUGAUAAAUUCAAUGUAUAUAAAGUAUAGAUUUGUUUUAAAGAAUUAGUCCCUAACAAAAUAUCAUGUAUCUAGCUCACAGCAUUAACAUUUACAGGGGAGAAAUUCUAUUUUUGAAUUGAUUAUGAUAUUAUGAAUAAAUACAGCAUAUGUUUUAAUGUGGUGUAUUCAGAAAUAAACUUGAGUUUUUUACUGAA